Molecule: messenger RNA, 3141 nt
Organism: Naegleria lovaniensis
Lineage: Eukaryota; Heterolobosea; Eutetramitea; Acrasida; Naegleriidae
Exons: 1
Coding region: 1-3141 (1046 amino acids)
Biological process (GO): nucleotide-excision repair
Cellular component (GO): nucleus
Molecular function (GO): DNA endonuclease activity; single-stranded DNA binding
Source: RefSeq, a predicted model, not a curated record
AUGGGCGUUAAAGAAUUGUGGAAACUUUUACGUCCGGCUGCUUUCAGUGUACAAAGCCUUGAUAUUUUAUCGGGUAAAAGAGUUGCUGUGGAUAUAAGCGUUUGGUUACAUCAAUUCAUGCUCGGAAUGGGUUUAGAGGAUGAUGAUUCAAUGUUUGGAGGAUCUGGUAGUGCGCACUUGCACCACCAAACUUUUCAAGUAAGAUUCCUCCGAGCAUUGUUUAAAAGAAUUUGUAAAUUAUUGUACUACAAUGUAAAACCAGUGUUUGUGUUUGAUGGUGCAACACCGUUAGUGAAACAAAAAACGUUACAGAGGAGGAGAAUGAAAUCGACAAAACAAAAUUUUAGAUUAAAGAAAGCUGCAAAGAAAUUAUUAUCACGGGUUAUACAAGAUAGCGUCGGAUCAUCAUCGAAAAAAAGGAUAGAAAAUAUGAAAAAACCAAAGAUGAAGAAAUCCGAAGAGAGUGACGAGGAGGAGCCUGCAUCCUUUAAUUUUGCAUUACCUUCUGAGAGUACCGUGCCUGUAAAGACAGAAAAGACAGAGGAUACACAAUCAUUGCUGUGUGACGUUCGAAAUUAUGAGAUUAAUACUGACGAAGAAGAGUUUGAAGAAAUACCUCCAGCUUCGAACGAUCAUGAAACCUCAUUCGCUAUUGACAUUGAUCUGGAAUCGGGUAUUGACCCAGAUGUUUUUAAAUCGUUACCACAAGGGAUGCAACAAGAAAUUUUAAAACAACUAAAGGCAUCCAAGAGACACAGCUCCUUGUCUCACAUUAAGGAAUUGAAAGAAAAAACUCCAGAAAGGUUCUCAUCAACACAGCUACAUUCAUUCAUUAAGGGAAGUGCUGCUUCGAUACAAUUACAACGGUUAAUGAAAAUUACUGAAAACGAACAAUUAAUAGCCUCUCUUCCAACCAAUCAAACAGGAGAAAGUUCUGCUCAUGGAACGUCGCAACACGAUCAGAUUGUUGUAAAAGAUGAACCUCAAGAAGAGGAAGAAUUGGGAUUUUUCCCUGAGGAAGAAAAUACGUUGUCAACGCCUCGUUCGUCGUCUCAGCUUAAUUUAACUCCUUCAUCAACUGUGGUCCGAGAAAACUCUCGAGAAGAAUAUCGAAUAUUAGCAGGUGGUCGACUUGCUUCAAAUCCAAAUCAGGGAUUUAUUCUCAUGGAACAUACACCUCCAAAAGAAAAACAAGUUUCUCCACCAACCAAUACAAAACGAAGUGAAUUAAGCCAAGAAACAAUCACUCGAUUUAGUAAUUUUCUCUCAAGAACAGAGAAACCUAUUCAAGAAACGGCCACCGAACCAUCCCAACCAAUCCGUGACAAUACAACGAUCCAUAUUGUUGAUGAUGAAGACAAUAACUGUGAAAACAAUGCAUCGGCAGACGAAAAUAUUGAAAUAACAUUUACACUAAAUGGCAUCACAGAGGAUGAUAUGCUUCCAGAUUCUAUUUUCUCAACAAGUGUAGAGCAAGAUAAUAGCGAUGAGAAUGAAAAUUUGUCAGCUGCCAUACGGAAUAUGAAUGAGGAAUUACGAGCAUUUGAAAAAACAACUAGUUCUGUAAAUAAUACAUCCUCGUUCUCGAAUCAGGAAGAGGACGAUGAGUUUGAAGAAGUCAAGAAUGAGAUGGUCUUGGAUGAAGAAUGGGAAGAUGUACAACAAACGAACCGGGCACGACAACAAAUUGUAGAAAUUAUUGAAGAUGACGAUGAAAUUCAUGAAUUCGAUAAUGAAAAAACCAAAAAGCGACCAUUUCCCGCGAUGGAACAAGACGAUAUUUAUGAAGAACACAAUGAUGACGACGAUGUCAUUUCCAUUCAUUCAAUAGAAAACAAUGACGAAUCUUCGAAUGUAUCAACUCCAAUCACUGCCUCUCAAAGUACUGUGACCACAAAAGAUGCAGUUUUUGAAGAUAGCUUUGAGCGAUCCUUUGAAGAUGAACAAAGCUCUCUGUUGCAAUUGAACGUUCCCAUGAUUAGUCAGGAAGAAGUCUCCUUGCAAGAUCUCAAUGCUGCCAGAUUUGAACAAAAUCUCUUCGAUUCUGACUAUCCAAUGAUUGAUCUUUCGAAUGCAAACUCCAAAACUGCAAAUUUAUUUCUGUCACUCGUGGAACUUGCAAAGGAAUUAUUGGCUCAUUUUGGUAUACCGUACGUGAUGUCACCUUCUGAAGCAGAUGCCCAAUGUGGAUUUUUAUGUCAGAAUGGACUUGUAGAUGCUGUUAUUACUGAAGAUUCAGAUCUUUUCUUGUUUGGAGCCAAUUGUGUUUACAGAAAUGUUUUUGGUUCUUCGAAUAAGAAUAUUAAUAAGAAUACUAUUGAGGAAUACAAGAUGGAAAAUAUUGAAAAAGAGCUAGGUUUUAAACGUACACAUUUAAUCCAAUUAGCUUUAUUACUAGGGUCUGAUUAUACAGAUGGUGUACAUAAUGUUGGAAAAGUGACAGCAACACAAGUACUUGAUGCAUUUAAUCCUGAAUCGUUUGAAGACUCAGAUUUGGAUGAUAUUGAUCAAAUUGUUUAUGGAUUGAAGGAAUUCAAAGCUUGGGUAGCUGAUGAUACAUAUAAUAUAGGACAAACAGAAAAAUCAUGGGGACAUAAGGGAGACUUUCAAUACAAUUACAGAGGCUCGAAGAAGAAAUUUAUUUUCCCAGAUACAUUUCCAGAUACUAAAAUUAUUGACGCAUAUAUCAAGCCUACUGUUGACAAUUCACUCACAGAAUUUGAAUGGGCAGAUAUUGAUGAUCCUCCCAGCAGUAGUGAUAGUAGCAAAAGUGCUAGCUCCAGCAAGAAGAGUGGAAAUAGUGUAGCUGCAGCAUCUUCUAGCAAGCAACAAGUGGAUAGCAGCGUCGGCUCGAGCUCACAUGUCAAAUUAAAUUGGGACGCAUUUUACAGAUUUUGUGCUGAGAGAAUGAACAUGGAUCAAGAGGAAGCCGAUCGACAUUUGAAACCAGUGCUGGCCGAACGAAAGAAACGACAGGCCCUCAAAAACAAAAAAGUAGAGGAAAUGACUCCCUUAGAACGAUUUAUUUAUGAAGCUGAAAAAAAGAAGAAAAAAGCAGCCAGUAUUGAAAGUAAGAGAGUGUUGAAUGCAGUUGGAUCGAUUAAGAACAAGCAACAAAAAAAGAAACAGAAAAAGAAGUGA